Molecule: messenger RNA, 3075 nt
Organism: Dictyostelium discoideum AX4
Lineage: Eukaryota; Evosea; Eumycetozoa; Dictyosteliales; Dictyosteliaceae
Exons: 1
Coding region: 1-3075 (1024 amino acids)
Source: RefSeq, a predicted model, not a curated record
AUGAAUGAUGAAUAUAAUGAAAAAUUAUUUUGGAAAGUUUUUAAAAAUAAAUAUUUAUUAAAUUAUAUAUUAAAAAAUAAAUGUUGUCAUAAAAGUAAAAAAUUUAAAACUAUUAUAUCAAUAAAUUCAAUGUUAAAUCAUAAACAAUAUCAACUAUUGAUAUGCAAAUUGAAAGCAAAUGAAAAUUUAUACUAUGGUAUUGAUUUUGAAAGUCGGUUUCCCAAAAUUUUGGAGAAUAUUGGGGAAAUAGAUGAUUUUGAAGCAUUCAAAGAGAUACAUUCAUUGUUAUUUUUAAAAGGAUAUGAACAUCAUGGUAAUAAUUAUUCUUGGUAUAUGAAAUUAUUAACAAGGUUCGAUUUAGGUCCAAAAUUUGAAAUUUAUUUAGAUUUACACUUGAAAUAUUAUCAACAGGAAUUAAAACAGUAUAUAUUAAAUAAUAUGGAUGAAGUAUUUUAUUAUUUUGAUUCAAAAUGUAUUAAUAAAAUUUUAAAUUGUUUUCAACAACAAUCCAUCAGUAAUAAACCAUUUACUCUUUCUUCAUUUGAAAGAAAUCAUUUACUUAUUAAAUUUUUAAAUAGAAGUAAUCCAAAAGAAUUAAUGAAAAAGCUUAAAAUAAUAUCUAAAAUUCCAAUUUCACCAACUUCACAAUUGAAACGUAUUGAUGAAAAUUUAAGAUUGAGUUUUGGCUUGUAUUUAGAAUAUUUAAAACAACUAAAACAAUUUGGAUUACAAAAUAUUCCAACGUUUCUCCUCUGUCAAAAACUGUCGGGUGGAGAAUUUAAUUCUGAAAUUAAAAGAUACAUAAUGAACGAUAAAGGAAAUUUAGAGUAUUCUUCUUUAUCCGUUUAUUCAAUUUUAUUAUAUUUUAAAAUGUAUUAUAACAGCUAUGAUUAUCGUAGUAUACCAAGAUCCAUUCAAACUCAAAUUGAUAUAAUAAUUGAAAAUAGUAAACACAGACGUUGUACACCAUAUCAAUCAACUAAACAACUAUUUCAACUAUUGGCCAGUGAAACCAAAUCAAUUGCUCUAUAUACAUUGUAUUUAAAAGAGUAUGAUGAACCAAUCGAAACCAUUGAAAUUAAUGAAAAAAUUUUACUAUAUAUCAUGAUAAAAACCUAUAGCAUCAAUAUAUUGAAAUUUCUAUUGAAAAAUCAUAUAGAAAUUGAAUCUGAAAAAAAUAAAUUAAUUGAUGAUUUUGAUUUAUAUGAUCUAGGAAAAAUAUUUAAAAAUAGUAAAUUUGAUAAAAGAAAUAUUAUUAAAUUUUUCAAAGUCUUCUCAUCACAAAAAUCAAUUAUUAUUAAAAAUUUUGAUCAAGACAAAGAAUUGUAUCCAAUUUCAUUUAAUCAAUUAUGUAUGUCUAAAUGGAAAGAAAUUAUAUCAAAUCUAAUCGAUAAAGAUAUGAUUGUUACAAUUAAAGAUAAAGAAACAAUCGAUUGGUUAUCCGAUACAAAAAUAGGUGGUUGUAGUUAUAUAACAAUAAGAGAUGCUUUAAAUUCAAAAUUAAAACAAUUAAAACUUCAAUUUGACACAUUGGAACUAUUAGAUUAUGCAAGAUUAAAAUUAAAUCAAAUUAUUCAAAAUUUUGAUUCAAAUCAAGAAAUAUGCAAUAUUCACAUUUUACGUACUCAUGAUGAUAUUGUAUCAUUAAUCAAUCGUUUAAACGAAUCAAACUUUAAAAAUAAUGAAGAUUUAUUUAAAUAUUAUAUGGUCCAAAUUAUUCAAUUUGGUUCAAGAAAUUCAAUCAAAUACCAAAGGUUAUUUUGUGAUAAUUUUGAUGAGCUACGUUAUAGUGGUACCAAAAGUUUGGAUGAAUAUAUUAAUACUAUCAAAUUUGUUGGCGAAAGGUUUAUUGAAUCAAGCAAUUGUUGUGAAAGUAAACCAGAAUAUCGUAAAAAUGAAAAGCCCCGUAAUUACAAAAUACCAACUCAACAAACAUGUCAAAUAAUCAAUCUUUCUAAAAUUAAAGUCAAUGUCAGUCACUUUCCAAAUGCAACAUCUUAUUUAUUACAAAAAUUUAUCCAGCUUUUGGACAUUGACGGUGUUCAAUUUAUUCUUGAUAAUUUAAAUGGUAAUGGAGUAGGAAUAGAUGAAUAUUCAUUUAUUGAUACAUCUGGUCUCAAGAAAUAUAUCUGUGGAUAUUUAUAUAAAGACUUAAUGGUUUUUAUUCAAUUUAUAAUUGAUAAAUUCAACCAACACCAAUAUAAUAUAUCAUUAUCAAAUUUAUCAUUUUCUUUAAAUUUCUUAUUUUCAAACUUAUUAAGAAUUAAAAAUUUAACUAUUGAUCAAAUCAAAUCAGCAUAUCAAUUAAUAUCCAACUAUGUUGAAAUUAAUUGUUCUGAUAUCCAUUCACAUUAUUAUUUAAAUACAUUAUCACCAUUGAUUGGAUCACUUUCUGUUCGUUCUUUCUCAAUAGAAAGAUUCUGUACAUAUGAAACAGAUGCAAAGGUAUAUACAUUUGGAUACAUUUUUAAAAAUAGAGAUAAUAAUGAUUUACAUCAAUUUAUCGAUUCAACAAUCAUGGAUAUUUUAAAAAAAAAACCAUUUAAAAGAUUAAUAUCAUUUCAUAGUCUACUUGUACAUAUGUUAGAUAAUAAUAAUCCAAGAAUUAAUUUAUUUUUAUAUUAUUUCAAAAUGCAAUUAGAGUUUAUAAAGACAAAUGAAAUCAAAGAACCAUUUUUACAUUAUAAACUAUUUAAGUUAAUAAUUAAAACAUUUGAUUUAGAAUCAUUUAUUAAAUUAGAUAAUUUAUUACAACAAUAUAAUUUCUAUUUUAAAAAAGAUGAAGAUAGUGAUGAAGAAGAAUGUGAAUAUAAAAAUUCUAAAAAAAAACCCAAAACAUCAACAUCGAAUAUGGUUGAAUGGUUUGGUGUAAAUAUUUACAAAGAUUAUUCAGAUUAUCCAGAUAUUAUUAAUUACUUAUAUAGUAAAUAUAGUCUUCAAUUGGAACCAUAUUUGGAAUACUAUGCAUUUGAUCGUAUUAAACAAAAAACCUUUGAACAAUACUGUACAAAAAUUCCUCACGGAAGGAGAAUAAUAAACAAAAAAAGUGGGGCAGAGAGGGUAUUUGGUAUUUAA